AUGACCGCUUCUAUCUACAUUAGCCUGCGUUUCCGUCUCAGCCUGUUUGUGUUCACUCGAUGCAAUUGGCCGCCUCCACCCGACAACAACACCCACUUUGUUCAGGUGACAUUCCGAUUUGACGACUUCACUCAUCUGCCGCUCGAGGCAUCGGCCAGGACAAGCAAGAUCUCUGCGAGUCGUUGGCCCAAAGUCAGCUGUCUCGCCUUAUCCCACUCCUUUGAGUCCCAUCUCUACCUCGCGGGCUUGUUUCGUAAUCCCCACUUUCAUUUCGCCCAGAAAAACAGUCACAGGCAAACAGGUAAGCACGUCUCUGCACAUGGGCGGGCAGACGGAGAAGUUGGCGAGCAACAUCUUAGCGCCGUCCUAGCAACCAAGACCGCUUGCUCUCGUUUUGCCCACUUUUUCUGUAUCACUUCUUUCUUCUCUCGGCGUCUAGGUGCACAAAACAGUGUCAAAUUUACCGAACGUGCGACAAUAGUCGGUGAGUAUGAGAGCCUGAAGAGGAAAGUAUACCAGCUAGCCGAAAAAGUGAAAGAGAAAGAUGGGCAGACGCUACUGCCUAGAGAGCGAUGCUUGCACAUCUGUGUAUGCUUGCCACGGAGUUGGCAGUUUGGGAUAGGCGCUUUCGGAUCUUGCAUAAUUGAGUCUGCCUGUAAAGCUAAUCGGCUUAAGUGGGAGUGGCUGGUCGAGAAAACUGUUGGCCUCCAAAGGAGAGCAUUGAUCAAAGAGGAGAAGGAGAGAGAGAGAGGUCAGAAAACAGUGUUCGUUUCGUCAAAAGUAGAGGUCGGAGUGGGGAUUGUAAUUGAGAAAUUCUGGACAGAUUGGAAAAACAUAUCAUUGUCGACUUGGUAA
Protopolystoma xenopodis is the source of this 855-nucleotide messenger RNA. NCBI's taxonomy places the organism in Eukaryota, Metazoa, Platyhelminthes, Monogenea, Polystomatidea, Polystomatidae. The record is from the annotation of a GenBank genome assembly.